Podarcis raffonei (Aeolian wall lizard) is the source of this 2809-nucleotide messenger RNA. RefSeq names its product forkhead box M1 (gene FOXM1). The transcript is spliced from 10 exons. Gene Ontology annotation, biological process: G2/M transition of mitotic cell cycle; regulation of DNA-templated transcription. The coding region runs from base 289 to 2646 and encodes 785 amino acids. The record is from RefSeq and is a predicted model, not a curated record. Gene Ontology annotation, molecular function: DNA-binding transcription factor activity; sequence-specific DNA binding. Lineage: Eukaryota; Metazoa; Chordata; Lepidosauria; Squamata; Lacertidae.
CAAGCGCGGGGUCCCCCUCCCGCCCCGGAGCCGAGCGGCGAAGCCCGAGGAGGAGAUUCCCGGCCGGGAGCGAGCGAGCAAGGCGGCGCUGCCGAAGGAUCAGCUUUUUUCCAGGGAAAAAGUAGUUGCCAGGACAUUGCCAGCUGUUUCCAGUACUUACGGGAGGAAAUGGGGAAAACCUCAAAUAAUACACUAGUAAAAAUCAGUGAAACUCUUAGUCCCGUCUAUUUAUGGCUUUAAAGGUUCCUUCAUUCUGUCCUCAAUGGAGAUUGACUGCACAGGUCAAGGAUGAAGAGCAGCUCUCACAGGCCCCUGAUUCUCAAGAGACGGAAGCUGUCUUUUCCACAUAGCGAUGCGGCGAGCGCCUUAGCAGGAGAUGAGCCAAGUGGCCAGAAUGUUGGGUCACCGAAGCAGGAAGAAGCAAAGCCUAAGGAGCACAGCACAAACAAAACGGAACCUGGAAAUCGAGAAGUCCCUGUGGGGGGGAUUAAGAUAAUAGACCACCCGACCUUGUCAGAUGCCCAGGUGGUAGCUGUUCCUGCUAACACAGAUGUCCAAAGUAUCAUUGAUGCUCUAACAGCCAAGGGGAAAGAAUCUGGCAGUAAUGGGCCUAGCAAAUUUAUUCUCAUCAGUAGCAGCUCUCCUAGAAUGGAGAGAAGAGAGUUCAGGAAUCUUUUCAAAUCCGAUGAGGAGCACAGCACUGUCCACAACCGGGCAGAAGAGGAUGACAAGUACAUUGGGCAAAGCUCUGCAUUAAUGGAAGAGUUGCUGUCUAUGGAUGGACAAGAACCGGAAGAAAACAGCAGUGCGGAGACAACAAGCAGUGUCUUGGACAACAGUCUGACUAACAUUCAGUGGCUGGGCAAUAUGAGCUCUAGCGGACUGAGGCCUUGCAGUGUGAAAAAAGAAACGGAGAAGGAGAACCAGACCCCCAGGCAGAAAGCUAUUAAGGCCGAGGAAGGUUCUGCAGCUUCUUCCUCUACUACCUCAUGGCAGGAGUCCUUCUCUGAACGUCCCCCCUACUCCUAUAUGGCCAUGAUCCAGUUUGCCAUCAACAGUACUGAGAAGAAGCGCAUGAUGCUGAAAGAUAUCUACACCUGGAUUGAGGAUCAUUUCCCUUAUUUCAAGCAUGUAGCCAAGCCCGGCUGGAAGAACUCUAUAAGGCACAAUCUUUCUCUUCAUGACAUGUUUGUUCGAGAGACAUCUGCCAAUGGCAAAAUCUCAUUCUGGACCAUUCACCCUGAAGCCAACCGCUAUUUGACACUGGACCAAGUGUUCAAACCACUGGAUGUGCAGUCACCAGCAUCACCCGGGCUCUUGGAAUCACAGCAAAAACGGCACAUUCCAGAUCUACAGAAGAGUAUGAGAGGCACUAGCGGUCGUAAAAAUGAGCCGCAGGCGGCACGCCGAAAAAUGAAGCCCUUGCUGCCACGUGUCAACUCCUACCUAGUUCCAAUUCACUUUCCUUUGAGUCAGUCCGUCGUCCUUCAACCUUCUUCAAAGAUGCCUCUUCCUGCAUCCCAGGGUGCCUCAGAGACCAUGCAGAGCAGCAAACCGGUGUGCAUUGCUCCAAAGGUGUUGCCGUCCAGUGAAGAGCCAAGCCUGCUCCCAGCUCCCAUCCCCAUCAAGGAGGAGACUUGUGAUGGAGAGCUAUCUCCAUUUACAUCCCAGCAGUCCAUAAAGCAGGACACCUGUUGGAUCAGCAAAGAAUCAUUUGCCGCAGCCCUGCAUAUAAAAGAGGAGAGUGACAACUUUCAUUCCAACACAUGGGCCCCUCAGUUCCUCCCCACAGCGUCUACAAAGGUAGAGCCAGUGCAACUGGGUGAACCACCAAACAUAGUCCUUCCAGCCCCACCUGCAAAGCAGAAGAGACCAUUUACAGCUCUCAAGUCACCAUCUCAGAGCAAGUUGGACACACUGGUUAUAAAGAGACAAGAGAGGCAAGAAAUGGGCAGGUCCAGAAGGAAACAGCACUUAGCCCUGCCUUCCUCUGAAGAACCAGUCCUCCUCCUGCAACCCACCAGUAGGUCAGAGUCAUGCGCGGUGGGAAAUGACCCUCCCUUUGCAACCGAUACUCAUCCUCUGGAAAGUACAUCUCAGUUUAGUUGCUCUCAGGGAGAAGUCAUUCCUUUUAAAUCUGCAAUAAAAGAGAUGUUCUGCAAGCUGCCCAUUUCUUCUGUACCUAGUAAAGCCCCCAUAACCACCCCAGCACCAUUCCUGGCAACUACUGACCCCUGGAGAUUGGCACCUUUUGUCAAGGAAACUAGUGAUCUGCUUUGCAGUCCUGUGAGAACCCCUCCAACCUCAUUAAUAUCCCUUCAGGGGAACUUGGACAUCCUGGGACUUGGCAGCACUCCCUUAAGGCCAUCGUUAUGUGAUUCUCCACAGCUGCCACUCCUAAAUGCAGAAACCAAUGACAUGGUCUCUGGGCCCUUGACCAGCUCUCCUGCAACCAGCAAACAGUCGUCCCCAGAGCUUCAAGCCUCUGCUCUUCCUGAAAACCAUUCAUUCUUGGAAGGCCUAAUCCUGGACACCAUGAAUGACAGUUUGAGCAAAAUACUACUAGAUGUCAGUUUUCCUGGCCUUGAGGAUGACAACUUGGGUACUGAUCUCAGUUGGUCACAGUUAAUUCCUGAACUGAAAUGACCACAUUUUGUUUAUAGAUUCUGGUUUAGUGCAAACCACCAAGGGACGCAGUUGGUGGGUUGUUUUUUAACUGACUCCCAAGCUGUUAUCACAUUAGGAUGAUCCUAUCAUAUAGCUGGUCAUAGAAUGAUCCAGAAGCUGCUUGGAGUCCUAAUGGAUAUUG